Molecule: messenger RNA, 3571 nt
Organism: Centropristis striata (black sea bass)
Lineage: Eukaryota; Metazoa; Chordata; Actinopteri; Perciformes; Serranidae
Product: periostin-like
Exons: 22
Coding region: 195-2870 (891 amino acids)
Biological process (GO): extracellular matrix organization; cell adhesion
Cellular component (GO): extracellular matrix
Molecular function (GO): cell adhesion molecule binding
Source: RefSeq, a predicted model, not a curated record
GACAGUGGGGGAGUAAAAAGAAAGUGGGUGGGUAUGGGUGUGUGUUAGAGAGCUGGUAUAAAAGCUCCCUCUCUCACUCACACUCCCAUACUGUAUCUCCUGUGGGUUUUUUUAGGGUGUGUGUGUGUGUUUGUGUGUUUGUACAGAGGACCGAUAGAUAGAUUGAUAGAUUGAUUGAUAGAUUGAUCUCCAGGAUGCAUCAGCUGAUCGUGGUCUCCUUGGUGCUGGUGGCGCUCUGCUCUCUCGGGAGCGUGGAUUCUUCAGCUUAUGACAAGAUAGUGACCCACAGCCGCAUACGGGCCAGGAAAGAAGGCCCCAAUGUGUGCGCUCUGCAGCAGGUCCAAGGGACCAAGAAGAAGUACUUCAGCACAUGUAGGAACUGGUACAAAGGCUCCAUCUGUGGCAAGAAGACUGUGGUCCUCUAUGAAUGCUGUCCUGGCUACAUGAAGCUGGAAGGCAUGAAAGGAUGCCCUGCAGUGGCUCCCAUUGACCAUGUCUUUGGUACGCUGGGGCUCGUAAAGGCCACGACCACACAGCAGUACGCUGACAUGUCCAAGCUGAGAGAGGAAAUCGAAGGCAAAGGCUCUUUCACCAUGUUUGCACCCAGCAAUGAGGCCUGGGAUGAGGUGGAUUCUGCGGUUCGCUCUGCUCUGGUGGGCAACGUGAACAUCGAGCUGUACAACGCUCUUCACUACCACAUGGUGAACAGACGUCUUCUGACCAAAGACCUGAAGAACGACAUGACCGCCACCUCCAUGUACAAUGACCAGGGGCUCUUCAUCAACCACUACUCCAACGGGGUCGUGACGGUGAACUGUGCCAGGAUCAUCUUCGGUAACCAGGUGGCCACAAACGGCGUGGUGCACGUCAUCGACCGGGUCAUCAGCGGCGUGGGCAACACCAUCAAGGAAUACCUGGAUGUCGACGACGACCUCGCCUCCUUCAGAGAUGUGGCCGAGGCUUCUGGUGUGAUGGACCAGCUGGACCAGCCGGGUCACUUCACCCUGUUUGCUCCCACCAGUGAAGCUUUUGACAAACUGCCACCAGGCUUCCUGGAGCGUAUCAUGGAGGACAAGGACGUUAACACAGCUCUGGUGAAGUACCACCUGUUGAACAGCGUCCAGUGCUCUGAAGGAAUCAUGUCGGGGACGCUGCUGGAGACCGAAGAGGGCACCAACAUCCAGAUCGGCUGUGACGGCAACAGCCUGACGGUCAACGGGAUCAAGAUGGUGCUGAAGAAGGACAUCAUCACCACCAACGGCGUCAUCCACCUCAUCGACCAGGUGCUUGUCCCCGACUCAGCCAAGGAAGGAAUGGACAUGAUGGGAGAAUCUCAGAGCACGUUUGGCGACAUGGUGUCCGAGUUGGGUUUAGCUGCCGCCAUGGGUCCGAAGACAGAAUACACGUUGCUGGCUCCUGUCAACAAUGCAUUCACCAACGAGGUGAAGACAACAGAGCAGAGCCGGCUCAGAUACAUCCUGGAGAACCACAUCUUGAAGCUGAAAGUAACGCUGAGUGAGCUCUACAACGGACAGCUGCUGGAAACACUGGCUGGCAAACUGCUCCGAGUCUUCAUUUACCGCACCGCUGUCUGCAUAGAAAACUCAUGCAUGUUGCAUGGAACCAAAGAGGGAAGCCACAGCGCUCUCCAUGUUAUGAAUUCUCUCAUCAAACCGGCUGAGAAAACAAUGUACGAGCUCCUGAUCGCUGACGGACGCUUCAAGAUCUUCCUGUCUCUGAUGGAGACAGCUGGUCUGACUGAUUUGCUGAAGCAGGAAGGCUCCUUCACCACCUUUGCACCGACUGACGAAGCCUUUGAGGGCCUCAGCCAAGACGACAUGACUCUGCUGACCAGUGAUGUGAACGCUCUGAGAGUCAUCCUGCUCUACCACUUCAGUAACGGGAUCUUCAUCAACGGAGGACUAGAGGGCGGAGUCACCAAUCUGCUCAAAACCCUGCAGGGCAACAACCUGCAAGUUAUGUCUGUGAACAACUCUAUCCAUGUGAACUCUGUGGAUGUUCCCGCCAGCGACCUGAUGGCAACAAACGGUGUGGUCCAUGUGGUGAAGAAUGUCCUCUAUCCUGCAGACCUGCCUGUGGGCCGCCAGGACCUCCUGGUCCUCCUGAAGAAGCUGAUAAAGUACAUCCAGAUCAAGUUUGUUUCUGGAUUUACCUAUCAUGAGAUCCCACUCACCUUCAUCAAGAGGAUCAUCACAACUACACACUAUAUUGAAACAGUCCCCGAGGAAACAACGGUGACCAGAGUCAUCAAGGGAGAAUCAAAGGUCAUUGAGGGGCCCAUCGUUACCAAGGUGACCAGAGUCAUUCAGGGAGAACCAGUGGUCGUCAAGGAGCAGCCCAUCGUUACCAAGGUGACCAGAGUGAUUCAGGGAGAACCAGUGGUCGUCAAGGAGCAGCCCGUCGUUACCAAGGUGACCAGAGUGAUUCAGGGGGAAACAGUGGUCAUUGAGGGAGAAUCAAAGGUCAUUAAGGGGGAUCCUAUCGUUACCAAGGUGACCAGAGUCAUUCAGGGAGAACCAGUGGUCAUCAACCAGCCCAUCGUUACCAAGGUGACCAGAGUCAUCGAGACGGGUGCUCCCAUCACACAUGUGACCAGAGUCAUCGAAGGAGAGCCUCACAAAACCAAGGUUACAAGAGUUAUUGAGAGUGGAGAUGCAGAUGGACAAACAGGACCAGACUUCUCUAAGAUCACGACCAUCCACGGCAACCCAAAUCUGCUGGAAGAGGAAUCGGAGAGAAUCACCAAACUCAUUAAAGAAGGAGGGAGAUUCGCUGCUGCCAGGAAAGCUCCAGCUGGAAUGAGGAGGAGAACAAGGCUGGUCAGGCGCCACCACAAGCCAAGGCAGUGAAUGUAAAAGAGAGAGAAAACACCUUCGGGCUCACCGCAGAGACUGAAUGAAUCUCCAGUGCUCCUGGUCGAGUGCUGGAGGAUCGAAACACUUUGGACCGAUAGGGAAAGAUCCAACCAAUCUAGCUAUUUCUUUGUCCAAACCACCAGUAAGAAUGAUUGUUUUCUAUUCCAUCUGGACCAUACUGUAUGUGAUAGGCAUGAUGUGUAAUAGCAAUACAAUGAAAUUAGAAUACCCUUCAUGUAAGUAAUAUAAGUGUGCGAGGGAAAGACGGAUUUUUUGAGAUAUAUUCUACCACUGAGAGAUUUUUGUAAAGGUUUGCUUUUUUGUUUUGUUUGUUUUUUUAAUCAUGUCACUUUGUAAACAGAUGGCUUGGGAAGAUUUUUGUAUGCUUUUUAUGGUGCUUGCAUUCUGCACAAUGGAUGCAUUUCAAUGACGAAUGAAACAGUGUUUUGCUACUAUAAGAUGCUGUACUAAACCUCUGUAAAUUAUCAUAUGGUGAUUAAAAAAUACAAUUCAUUUUUAGACAGUUUUCAGUCAUUCUUUUCCAGAUUCGUUGGCUGGUUUUUACGCCACAAAACCAACAUAUUUCAUGCUGUUGAAUGUGAGCCUGACUGGUGUGUGUCCUUGUUCAACCAGGCUUCACAAUAUGUUUGUUUUUACCUCAAAGAAAAAGUGGUAAAUAAAAUGUGCAUAGAAAC